CCGCCGCUUCCCACACUGCCAUUGAAUCGUUAUCCGAUCCGUUCCUGGGCCUCCGCCUCCAGUGAACGUCGUCGCGGUUUUACGCUAACCUUAGUUCAUUCAGUGAUAAGUGCGUCAAUCGCGAAUAGGUGUUCUUGCGAUUACUUUAUUUGCGAGUUUAGUUACUUGUAUCUUUUCGAGUUUUUACUGCUGUCCUUUGCCAUUCUUGUGGAAAAACGCGAUCCAUGCUUGGAGUUAUGACUACCAUGGUACUGUCUCUGGGCGCAACGGCAGGCCACAAGGGAACCACGCAGCCCUCUCACCCCUGCACUAUCCUCCACCAUUCUCCUUAUAAGGCCGCUUGGGAUUGGUUGAUUCUGAUCCUAGUGAUCUACACGGCGAUAUUCACUCCGUACGUAGCUGCCUUCCAGCUCAACGAGCCCGACUUUGACAAACGCUCGCGCAAAUUCGGAGAAGAUCCUAUUGUCGUCAUCGAUAUGAUUGUUGACGUGACGUUUAUAGUAGACAUCCUUAUAAACUUCCGCACGACGUACGUGAACGUCGCGGAUGAGGUAGAAUCGGACCCGGGCAAGAUCGCCAUGCACUACCUGCGGGGCUGGUUCCUCAUCGACCUCGUAGCUGCUAUCCCCUUCGAUCUCCUGCUCUUCGGCACCGAUACCGACGAACAGGGGCUGGAAAGUGAUGAGACGACCACACUCAUCGGGCUGCUGAAGACGGCCCGUCUGUUGCGGUUGGUGCGGGUUGCCAGAAAGAUCGACCGUUACUCGGAGUAUGGCACUGCUGUCCUUCUUCUCUUAAUGGCUACAUUUGUUCUCAUCGCUCAUUGGCUGGCUUGCUUAUGGUACGCAAUCGGCAGCUGGGAGCGUCCGCAACUGCACGCGCCCAUUGGCUGGUUGGACGCGCUCGCCAAUGACGUGCAAGCUUCUUACGACAACUCCACUGGCCCUUCAAUGAGAUCUCGAUACAUAACAGCAUUGUAUUUCACCUGCACAUCGUUGACCAGCGUAGGUUUCGGAAAUGUGGCGCCCAACACCGACAUGGAGAAAGGUUUCACGAUAUUCGUCAUGCUUGUAGGAUCUCUGAUGUACGCCAGUAUAUUCGGUAACGUGUCGGCAAUCAUCCAAAGGCUCUACUCAGGGACAGCUCGCUACCACACGCAGAUUCUCCGAGUGCGGGAGUUCAUUCGAUUCCAUCAGAUCGCAAACCCUCUCCGCCAGCGAUUGGAGGAGUACUUUCAGCACGCGUGGAGUUACACGAACGGCAUUGACACGUCCAGCUUGCUGAAAGGGUUCCCUGAAUGCUUGCAGGCAGAUAUUUGCCUGCAUCUUAAUAGAAAUCUGCUGGCAAGCUGUUCUGCUUUCGACGGCGCUAGUCCUGGCUGCUUGAGAGCGCUGUCCCUUCGUUUCAAGACGACACACGCACCACCUGGCGAGACUCUCGUCCACAGAAGUGACGUGCUCACUUCCCUCUACUUCAUCUCAAGAGGAUCCAUCGAAGUAUUAAAGGAUGAUAUCGUUAUGGCCAUAUUGGGCAAAGACGACAUAUUCGGCGAGAACCCGUGCAUUUAUCCGACUGUAGGCCGUAGCAACUGCCGCAUACGUGCAAUCACAUAUUGUGACCUACAUCGAAUACAUCGUGAUGACCUGCUGGAUGUGCUCGACUUCUAUCCAGAGUUCCGCAGCUCCUUCGUCAAUAACCUUGAGAUCACAUACAAUAUGAGAGACGAGGAGCUGGCCGGUAUCGAGCCCAAGCGUCGCAUGCGCUAUGAAAACCCAGGCGAUGCCAGACUUCUACGCGAGGCAUACGCGAGAACCACGCGGAAACCGCACACUGAAACGUUUGCAGAAAAGGUGGACUCGCAAUGCAGCGACGAAGAAACAGAGUCACCAGCAAGUCGGGGUAUCUUGGAAUUUUCAACCGACAAAGCUGGACAGGACGUGACUCCGCUCAACUUCAACUUUAGUAAGCAACGGUCCACCACGCUCAAUUCCAUCACUGGCAUGCUAGCGCAACUUAAACGGAGCUUCCCAGACCUCUACCACCAUAAAACACACCAGCCGCUGCACAACAAGUACUCGCAAUCAACGCCGCAGACGUAUCGAAGCCGAGCAGCAGUGCGGCGACAGUCGUCUGUGGGCCCUCUGCACGAUACGUCGCCGCUGACGGGCGCGGGCGGCGAGGCGGCCGUGAGCACACCCGCACAUAGCACCACGCUGCCCGUCUCCAGCCUCAGCACCAACCCCAGCUCAUACUAUACCAACGCGUCGCCCAGCCCUCCGGCCGCGCACUCUGUGCAUCCGCCCGUUCCGACGCACCUCUCCUGUGACGAUAUCCUGGCGCCCUCAGCGUCCGCGCAAACGCAUCGCGCGCCUUCGUCGCGCUCCGCGCCGCACUCCGCACUGAACCUACAUCACGCCGCCGGCGCCCCCGUCCCUCCGCCCGGCACUACGCCAGGGCGACCCACCGCGCUUUUCUUCACUGCCGAAAGACAAAAUGCUGCACAGGUACCUAACUAUGCACUAGCUAAAAUGCUACGUGAGCAUUCACUAGGCAUGGUUGCUGGAAAUUUUAAUGUAAAAAUACCGCGGCAUGUGUAUCUGUUCCAGGAUGCAAUGUCCCCACAGUAUCAAAAUGUGGGCUCGACUGCGUCAGUGGCGACCGUACUGACACGGCUAGACGAGCUUAGCCGGCGCGUUGCGGCGCUAGAAAGCGGGCUGACGGCUGAUGUGCGCCGCAUUCUGCAACUGUUGCAAGCACGCGACCAGCCGAUCGCGUCGCAUAACGCCGCGCACACGCCCUCACAGCCUCUGCCUAAGGCAUCCCUAUCGGUGCCACAGAGUGAUAGUACAGCGCAAUGGGAGUGGAACUGGAACGACGAACGCGAGAAAGAGCGUGAGCGUGGCGGCAGCGGCCGUGGAGGUCGCGGGGAGCGCACGCCGAGCGUGCAGCGGUCGGCGUCGGAGCCGCACGCGCCGGUGCCGCCGGUGCUGCCGCCGCCGCCGCAUUCACACUCGUUCUACAGGUAGUGUGAGGCAGGCGAGACGAGCGCCCGCCGCGCCCGGCGCUCGACGCGCUCGCUCGCCGAGUCGGCGUCGUGCAGCUCGCUGGCGGACGCGCCAGAGCCGUCCGCGGCCGGCGGCACGCGCCCGCUCACGCCGCGCGCGCGCUUCCACUUCUGCCGACGUAUCUCGCGCCUGCGCCAUGACGAUGCCCGCACCUGCCUGUGACGCGGCCCGACCCGACGACGCAUGGACCAAUUUUGUACUUCCGUUAACGCCUAUAGAACACGUCCUCGCGAGACGCGAGCCUUACCCGCCCGCGCGGAGUCCAUUUACGACGAAUAUUGACUUGAGUGUGGAGACGAGCGGUCCUCGAAAAUUAUCGGUGGACGCACUCGGAACUUGUAGCCGUUCAGAAUACAUACUAAGUAGUAUUAAUGAACAGUGAAAGUACACGAGUGGUUUGAAACGCAAUAAGUGAUGGAUAUAUAGGGUGCUUUAUGUUUUUUUGUAAUUUACAGGCUUUUUAAUGGAAGCCAUAUUUACAUUAUUAAUAACACGUACUGAUAUAAUAAUUCAAUAGCACUAUCUGACAGUAUUACUGGUCGACGAUAUUCUAUGCGCGCCGGACGUCGUCUGCAGCCCGGCGGACAUGCAGCGGUUCAAGAGUAUCCUCUUGUUUAAGUUAGCAUCAGCUGAUUCUGAAUGAGGUUUAUAAGACUGAGAGACUACGUAACUACCGUGAACUGUAUUUCCAGAAGAGAGUAAACGAUAAACGCUUUCUACCCGUCCUCGCUCCUCGCCUUUACAUUGUAGCUAGGUAAUGUGUACUCUACUGUGUCAAGAGCUAUUGACAUACUCUUCGGUGAAGUGCGUACCUAUGUAUGAGGAACACUUGAACACUAGGUUUAUACACCUACCGCGUUGUCUCUACGUAAAUAUUUAUCGUACCUACGUAAAUAUUUAUUUUACGAUUUCCAUUUUUGUAUGUAGGUACUCACUGACUAUCAAAAACAUUUAACAUUUCGCAAGUGCAUAAACCACACAAUAUUGUUUUACUUAGGCCGCUAACAGAUUGACUGCAUGUUUGUAGUUAAUGCGUGAAGAUGAUAACGACUUGCAGUCGAGGUCUCGAUUGCGUGAAAUUGAUUACGACUUCACGCAUUAACUGCAGACAGGGAGUCAAUAUGUUAACGGCCUUACACUCGAGAAUAUAGUCUAUAUUUAAAAAAUCCUUUACUUCCUGUAAGUACUUUACUUUGUGAAACUAAUAAAAAUUAAGCUCAAAUUGUAGUUACGUUGUAACUUGUAUCCCUAUCCUAUAAAUGGAGUAAGAGGUUCGCCAAUAUCAUCGUAAGCAAUAAUAAAACCUACCAUUACAUAUUGUAAGAAUCAUGGUGAUUAUAUUUUUAUGUAUAAGAGGCCGUUCCAUCGUGAUUAUAAAAGUAUUAAGACAUAUUCAGAUAGUGCUACGUACGACUUCGUUGUUAUGAUUCUCAACAUUGUUAUUAACUUAGUACUAGAUCUGUAAUGGUGUCUCUGAUGCUCACAUUACGUCAAUUAGCAUAUAUUUACUAGCACACUUUAUCAAAGCGGCUUUUAUAACAUUGCAGAUAGAAAAUAUGAAAUGAGAGAAAAAAUGCAUAAUUAACGAAUUUACAACAAUCUGAGAGAUUGCUGAAUUCGAAACUUUAAAGCUU
Molecule: messenger RNA, 4699 nt
Organism: Hyposmocoma kahamanoa
Lineage: Eukaryota; Metazoa; Arthropoda; Insecta; Lepidoptera; Cosmopterigidae
Gene: sei
Product: potassium voltage-gated channel unc-103
Exons: 18
Coding region: 225-3026 (933 amino acids)
Biological process (GO): potassium ion transmembrane transport; membrane repolarization during action potential
Cellular component (GO): membrane
Molecular function (GO): inward rectifier potassium channel activity
Source: RefSeq, a predicted model, not a curated record